Molecule: messenger RNA, 2128 nt
Organism: Dendrobium catenatum
Lineage: Eukaryota; Viridiplantae; Streptophyta; Magnoliopsida; Asparagales; Orchidaceae
Product: cucumisin-like
Exons: 9
Coding region: 56-2128 (690 amino acids)
Biological process (GO): proteolysis
Molecular function (GO): serine-type endopeptidase activity
Source: RefSeq, a predicted model, not a curated record
CCACAAUUGCAUGUAAUUUAUUAAUGUGAACAAUCAACAGCCUUACAUCGUGUACAUGGGAGAAAAGCCAAGAGAAUCCGUUGGCAUGCCACUAUUAGCUCAUUCAGAACUGCUCCAGAAAGCAAUUGGAUUAAGGUCGUCGAACCGACUUAUAUAUAGUUACACCAAGAGUUUUCUUGGCUUCGCCGCUAUGCUAUCUGAUGAAGAAGCAAGGAAGUUAUCUGGCAUGGAAGAAUUGGUUUCUGUGUUCCCAAGCAAGCAAAGACAACUUCACACGACAAGAUCUUGGAACUUCAUGGGUUUUCCGUUGAGCGCUCCACGUGCACCCUUUGAGUCAGAUGUUAUUGUCGGGGUGAUCGACACAGGGAUCUGGCCUGAGUCGAAGAGCUUCGAUGAUGCAGGCUUUGGCCCGCCACCAAGUAGGUGGAAGGGCAUAUGUCAGUCAAAUCACAACUUCACAUGCAACAAUAAAAUCAUUGGAGCUCGAUACUACCACCUUCAAGGCAACAUAAGAGAAAUGGACAUACCCUCUCCUCGGGAUAGUGAUGGGCACGGAACUCACACAUCCUCCAUAGUCGUCGGUCGCCUUGUCACAAAUGCAAGCCUCGCAGGCAUUGCAAGUGGAACUGCCCGUGGAGGCGUCCCCUCUGCGAGAAUUGCAAUAUACAAAGUUUGUUGGAGUGAUGGCUGCUCUGACAUUGAUCUACUCACUGCCUUUGAAGAUGCCAUCCAAGAUGGUGUCGACAUCAUCUCUAUUUCCAUUGGUGGUUAUUCCAAUAGCUACUUCCAGGAUCCCAUAGCUAUAGGAUCUUUCCAUGCAAUGAAGAAAAACAUUCUGACAUCUAGCUCAAUGGGGAAUGGUGGUCUUAGUUUUUAUUCCAUUGAGAAUUACGCACCAUGGCUACUCUCAGUGGCAGCGAGCACCACUGAUCGCAAUAUCAUUGCACGAGCUAAGCUUGGAAAUGGAGUUGAAUUUGAUGGGAAGGCAAUGAACAUCGAUGGUUUGGAUGGUGAGAUGUAUCCUUUGAUAUAUGCCGGAAAUGCACCCAACAUUUCAGCAGGUCAUGAUGCAAGAUACUCAAGAUAUUGCUAUGAUGGGACGUUGGAUGGUGAAUUGGUGAAUGGAAAAGUUGUUUUAUGUGAUGCGUUUACUGACGCGUCAGUGCCACUACUUGUAGGUGCUGUUGGAGUAAUUAUGGGCAAAGAUGGGGCCUAUGAUCCAACUGUUGAGAACUUCUUGCUUCCUGUCUCAGUGUUGGAUUCAAAUAGUACCAAACAAGUUCUAAAUUAUGCAAACAGCACAAGCAAUCCUACUGCAAGCAUUUACAAGAGUGAAGGUGUCUUCGAUGCUACAGCACCAUAUGUGGCUUCAUUCUCAUCACGCGGUCCAAAUCCACUUACCCCAAAUAUACUAAAGCCGGACCUAACAGCACCAGGGGUUGAAAUUUUAGCAGCAUGGUCACCACUUGGUAAUCCUAAAGUUUCAUAUAACAUUAUAUCUGGCACAUCAAUUGCUUGCCCUCAUACAACAGGUGCUGCUGCAUAUGUCAAAUCAUUUAAUCCAACUUGGUCUCCAGCAGCCAUAAAAUCUGCUCUCAUCACCACUGCCUAUGCUAUGAGCUCAAGUAGAAAUGUAGAGGCAGAACUUGCUUAUGGAGCCGGUCACAUAAACCCACUUGCUGCAUUGACUCCUGGUCUUAUAUAUGAUGCUCAAGAGAUAGACUACAUCAAAAUGCUAUGUGGUGAAGGCUAUUUCACAACAACGCUAAGACUUGUCACUGGAGAUCAGAGCAGUUGUACCUCUUCAAAUAAUGGAACGGUUUUAGAUCUCAAUUAUCCUACCUUUGCUUUUCAAACUCAACAUGGAAAGUCUUUUUCAACUUCUUAUCGAAGAAUAGUCACUAACGUGGGAGCGCCAAAUUCCACUUACUAUGCUAUUGUUAAUGCUCCUUCUAGCCUCAAGAUCAACAUUGAGCCGAAUGUUUUGUCUUUUGAAGCUCUUCUCGAGAAGAAAUCAUUUUCAGUCAAACUUGAAGGAGAUGCUUAUGACACCAUUAUCUCGGGUGUUUUGAUCUGGAGUGAUGGUAUUCAUAAUGUCAGAAGUCCAAUUGUUGUGUAUACUAGCUAA